AAAAGCCGAAAAGCUCUGGCUCGUCCCCACCCAACCACCCGCAUCGGCCGUGCCGCCAGCCGUCAGAUACUCCUCUGCCUCCCCUCCCUCUUCCUCCACUCCCCCUCCACUUCCCUUCCAACUCCCCCCAAUCCAUCCCAUCCGCGCCGGCGAUGAGGUGGGACGCGGCGGAGCCGGAGGCGGUCCUCGAGCGGAUCUGGGACCUCCACGACCGCCUCAGCGACGCCAUCCUCGCGUCCUCGCGCGCCCACCUCCUGCUGCCCCCGCCCCCGACCGCGCCGCCCGCCGGAGGGCCACGCCCUCGCGGGUGCGUCUUCGUCAAGGGCGCCGGGGCGGCCGCGGAGGAGGCCGUGGCCGAGGCCAGGAGCCUGCACGCCAUCCGCUCCGCGCUCGAGGACCUCGAGGACCACCUCCAGUUCCUGCACACUGUUCAGUCGCAACAGCGGGCUGAGCGAGAUGCUGCAAUUGCUAGACUCGAGCAAAGCCGUCUAGUCCUUGCUAUGCAAUUAGCGGAACAUCAGGGGAAGAGGUACAGAGUCAUCGAUGAGGCCUUGGCAUUUGUGGGUGAAGUGAGUGACAAGAGUCGAUUUAUCUCACCAGAAGACGUCUGUGCGACCCAGACAGAGGAUGAUGCAGAGGACAACAGGGGCAGUAGUUCAAGGAUCAUGUCAAGCAUGCUAUCGUGUAGUUUGUCUUUGGCCAAGAAUUCAUUUCGGCUGGACAAGAUCGGUGGUGCUCUGGGUAAUGCUGCGGUGUUUGCAGUAAGUAUGCUUGCUUUCUUGCAGCUGCAUCAAAUUGCAUUUGGAAGUAAAACUCCAGCCAUGGGAUACAGGAAGAGAAUUGAGUACAGUUUUCAAUCUGGGAGCUCACAACAGAAUGGGAAAGGGAAACAUUUGGAGGUUUACCUAGCCAGAGGAUGAGGAAUUAUUAGAUCACACUGUUUGUUGUACAGAAAGUUUUGACCAAAUAUCAAUUUUGUUGGUUUUGUUAGGGCAUUGAUCAUUCUUUACUAUGCUGGACCCUGUUCCAGGCAACCAGGAAACUGACUGUCCAAUUCUUUUUGGAUGGAUUGGAAGGGUACUAUGAAUUGUACCUCCCAAAUUGUAUAUGGCUUUGUGCUUAGAGAUGGAUUGUUUGUAAACUGUGUCCUUGUUCAAGGAAACUUGAAUGGUCGUGUUCUGAAAGCGAUAGCUUUCCACACCAUCCUCCCUCCA
Messenger RNA from Panicum virgatum (switchgrass), 1214 nucleotides. RefSeq names its product plastid division protein PDV1-like. The record is from RefSeq and is a predicted model, not a curated record. Gene Ontology annotation, biological process: chloroplast fission. The transcript has 2 exons. NCBI's taxonomy places the organism in Eukaryota, Viridiplantae, Streptophyta, Magnoliopsida, Poales, Poaceae. Bases 153 to 920 code for a protein of 255 amino acids.